CUCUCUCUCUCUUUCUCUCUCUCUCUCUCUCUCUCUCUCUCUCUCUCUCUCUCUCUCUCUCCAAGUUUCGGUCGAUUUCUCUUCCGUAAUGCUUGAUCUGUGUUAAAUUUGGCUCAUUUGAUCCGGUUCCGUGAGUUUUCCGCUGUUUUUUGGGGUGAAUUUGGUCCACUUUGGGGCGGUGGGGAGUCGGGGAAUGCUGGCAGCCGUGGAGGGCGGGAUGAGUGGCGGAUUCCGGCAGAGCUGCGGGGAGAGCAGCGAGGAGGAGCUGUCGGUGCUGCCGCGGCACACCAAGGUGGUGGUCACCGGGAACAACCGGACCAAAUCGGUGCUCGUCGGCCUCCAGGGGGUCGUCAAGAAGGCCGUGGGGCUCGGCGGCUGGCAUUGGCUGGUUUUGACAAAUGGAAUAGAGGUAAAGCUGCAAAGAAAUGCCCUUAGUGUGAUUGAAGCCCCAACCGGCCACGAGGAAGAUGAUGAUCUCGAAGUUCACAACAUGCAGUGGAGUGGCUCAUAUAUGGCAUCUGAUGAUACACAUACACAAAAGCCUCCAAAGUUGAGGACCAAGCACCAUAAAGGAUCUUCUAUUAAAUCCUUGAGCCGGUCUCACUCUUCUGAUUCGCAAUCUAAGGGAUCCGGUCUAUCCUCAAGAAACAACAUGAAAGUUGACUUGAGCAAGCUAGAAACAACAGCACUGUGGAGAUAUUGGCGUCACUUUAAUCUUGUGGAUGCCAGUCCUAACCCCUCUAAAGAGCAAUUAAUUGAGGUAGUUCAGAGGCAUUUCAUGGCGCAGCAAUUGGAUGAGUUGCAGGUAAUCGUAGGGUUUGUGCAGGCUGCAAAGAGGCUCAAGACCAUCUGCAAUUGAUCGGCGGACGACCCUGCCGCAUUCAAUCUAACAGAUUGGUGCCAGGCCUUUCGACGGCCAUAGCUACGUGUACAACAACAUGCUGAGUGCAGAGUUUGGCUGUAGGAACUCGGAAGAAAUCAGAUUAGUAGGUUCUAGAGGUAGUAUCUUGCUAGUCAUACAAUGUAUAUAUGUACACCGGCAAAGACCAUCGGCUUUUGACACUGCCCACGAUACGUUGCUGACUGACUGGGAAAACAACAGAUGUUUUCUUUGGAUUAUGAAAGCUUAGAAGCAUUGCCGAGCUUACCAAGUUGUACUGGUUUUUCUAUAACUGAGUCGUGGUUGUGGUUUGAAUGCAUGCAGCUGGUUUGUGACUUGACAAAGAA
Molecule: messenger RNA, 1227 nt
Organism: Musa acuminata subsp. malaccensis (wild Malaysian banana)
Lineage: Eukaryota; Viridiplantae; Streptophyta; Magnoliopsida; Zingiberales; Musaceae
Biological process (GO): regulation of DNA-templated transcription
Cellular component (GO): histone deacetylase complex
Molecular function (GO): protein binding; transcription coregulator activity
Source: RefSeq, a predicted model, not a curated record